UGUUUAUGUAACUUCAACAUUGUUUUUAGGUGUAUUUAUGGGCUUCGGUCUGAGCGGAGCAAUACCGUCCGUGCAUUAUCUAAUUGUGAACGGCUGGUUCGAAGCAGUCUACAGCGCUUCAUUUGGAUGGUUAUGUUUAAUGGGAUCACUUUACAUCUUGGGUGCUUUAUUAUAUGCACUUAGAUUACCAGAACGCUUCUUCCCUGGAAAAUGUGAUAUUUGGUUUCACAGUCAUCAGAUUUUUCACGUCCUGGUGAUCGCCGCAGCAUUUGUACACUAUCAUGGCAUAUCUGAAAUGGCAAUGUUCCGGCUGACCGUGGGAGACUGCAGCGCCAACACACUCGACCAGACCGUUGUGGACUGAAAUUCAGAAACCAAGAUUACUUGUCGUCUUUCCACUAACAAGUAUCAUACUUCAAAUAUAUUCUAGUUGAAUAUAUAAAAUUCCAGUUUGGGUGUGGCAAAGGAAUAACUCAAAUUGAACACGAGGAACCGACUUUACUCCAGUUUCUUUACUUUCUAAAAUUCUAUUUAGAAGCAUACGUGGACCAGAAGUGCCUUUGUGACAUCUUUGUGCUAAACAUAUACAAUAUUUAUUACUAGCGAUCUGCUUGUCGGAUGAUUUAUAAAAAAUGGAAAAAGGUUAUCGUAAUUUAUAAAUAUAGAUUUGGAAUGGAUGUAUUUGUCAAUAAAACAUACCAUGUUAA
This is a messenger RNA of Centruroides sculpturatus (bark scorpion), 707 nucleotides long. Its product is annotated as adiponectin receptor protein-like. The transcript is spliced from 2 exons. Gene Ontology annotation, biological process: adiponectin-activated signaling pathway. The record is from RefSeq and is a predicted model, not a curated record. Gene Ontology annotation, molecular function: signaling receptor activity. Gene Ontology annotation, cellular component: plasma membrane. Lineage: Eukaryota; Metazoa; Arthropoda; Arachnida; Scorpiones; Buthidae. The coding region runs from base 38 to 364 and encodes 108 amino acids.